This is a messenger RNA of Charadrius vociferus (killdeer), 3039 nucleotides long. RefSeq names its product centriolar coiled coil protein 110kDa (gene CCP110). Gene Ontology annotation, biological process: centriole replication; regulation of cytokinesis; centrosome duplication. Bases 1 to 3039 code for a protein of 1012 amino acids. Gene Ontology annotation, cellular component: centriole. The record is from RefSeq and is a predicted model, not a curated record. Lineage: Eukaryota; Metazoa; Chordata; Aves; Charadriiformes; Charadriidae. The transcript has 14 exons.
AUGAAGAUGGAGGACUAUGAAAUAUUCUGUAAGAAGCAUCUUUCCAGAAUCCAAGAAGAGGCAAUAAAAACAGAAACCUCUUUCACUAUUCAGCACAAAAAUAUCUCCCUCAUUCAGUUCCAUGGAGUUCCUGUGCUAUCCCCUCUGCUUAGCCUUGAAAAGAAAAAGGAAAUACAGCAAUAUAAACAGAAAGCGCUGGAUCUAGAGACGUGGAGACAGAACUCCCGGAAAAGAGCUUUAUUGGAUCGUGUCCAGGAGAUUCUAGAAAAUGUUCAGAUCAGGAAGGAACCUAGUGUGAGUGAUGUGAACGCAGGGGAGGCUGAGAAUACUUGCCCUGAUUCAGAUUCAAAAGCUUCGACUGACUUUACAGCUCUAUCAGAUGUCAAUUUGGCAUGUUCUCCUGAAGGGCAUGGUCCCACAGAGGUUAAAAAGACACCAGAACUUAUGCCAACAGAUACUGCAGGGCAGGUGACGUCAGAUGUGACAGAAGUAGUUAAAGCAGCAGAAGAAAAUGUUUUCUCAAAGCAAACUGACAGUCACUUCUCAAAAGACGUACCUUGUCCAAGGGCUGCAUCUCCUGACAAUGUGCAUAAUAAGCUUGCAUCACAUGUUUUGCAAAAGCAAGAGGGACUAGGAGUGCCACCAUCGGAUGAGGAAGUCCAAGAUCCAUAUGUCAUGAGUCUUCAGAACCUGAUGAAGAAAUCUAGGGAGUAUAUAGAGAAAGAGCAAACCAAGCGUAGCUCAAAAAGUAAUUCAAAGAGAAGUAUGAGUGAAAGUCAUUCAGAUAAAGAAAAUGAUGGUGUUAAAACAACUGACUCUGUGAAAGAAAGAGUAAAGCUUACGGGCAGAAGUUGCACCACUCUGACACUUGAUAAACCCAAUCUUAAUAAAUCAAAUACACUUCUCCAAGGUGCCUCUAAUCAUACAAAUAACACAAGUAUGUCAACUUUAUCCAGUUUUUCUAAAGUGGACAUACCGAUGAGAGUUGGAACACCCCCAUUGGUGGAUUCGGAUUCGGAUGAAGAAUUUAAGAAGACUUCUAUGUUUGAUCGUGACAGUAGCAUUGUUAGGAGCCUCACAGGCUCUUACGCCAAGUUGCCGAGCCCAGAGCCGAGCAUGAGCCCUAAAAUGCACCGAAGGCGCCCGAGACCUUUAUCAAUGGGACACAUCGUUAUAAAUAACCCCGUGAAUGCUUACGAGUUAAGUCCUAAAGGCAAGGGUAGAGCGAUGGAUUUAAUCAUGCAAGAUAUUGCUGAUAAAAAUAACGUGUCUGAAUCAGUGCCAAAGUUCAUGGUGGACUUCACUAUGUUUUGCCCUAGCAGAGUUCCUGGUGUCAACAGGAAUUCUUCAGGCCCUUGUGAUGGGGUUGGUGUUGGCAAACCCAAUCGCCAUUCCUUUGGGCACUUGGAAAGCAAAGGAACAUUGUCAACUACAGUGGAAGGACAGGUGGUGAUGGACAGCAGAGGGCCAUAUAAAGUAGAGACUAGUAGUAAUAUUGUAGCUCCAAAAUUGAAUGAGCCGUUUGCCAUCAGUCAGUCUACAGCAACACAGAAGCUCCUAGCUGAAACCAAAUCGUCUAGUUUGCUAGAAAACACUAAAUGUAGUUCUCCAGUAGAACUCAAUAAAUCCUACGAUGUAGAAAACCCAUCCCCACUACUAAUGCAGAGCAGGAAUAUGCAAGAACAGAUGGACACUCCAAGUGUUUCCGCAGCAAAUGAGCAGUUUCUAGAAAAUAGUUUUGAAAAGGUAAAACGUAGACUUGAUUUGGACAACGACAGCUGCCAAAAAGAAAGCAGUCUCUGUGUUCUAACAGUUGGAGUGGAAGAACAAGAGAAGCAGUGGUUGCAAGAACAGAAUUAUCCUGUGGGAUCGGUUUACAUUACCAAGAAUACAGGCCCUGAUAGUCUGGCAAAAGAAGAUAUUUUAAAAACUAAAAUGUUGGCCUUUGAAGAAAUGAGGAAGAGACUUGAAGAACAGCAUGCACAACAACUGUCAAUUCUGAUAGCUGAACAAGAGAGAGAACAGGAGAAACUGCAGAAGGAACUGGAAGAGCAGGAGAGAAAGUUGAAAGGAAAGAAGGUUGCUACAACGGAAAUAGAAAUUUCCAAAGUGAAUAUUAACAGUAGGAUGGAGUUGGAGUGGAGGAAAAAAAGCGAAAGUGGCUUGCUGGAAAGUGUGCAGUCUCAACUGGAGACAGUCCAUAAUGCAAACUCUACCAGCAUUGGUUUUGCUCAUACUACGACACCUAACACCUUUGCUUCAACAAGUGAAACUUCAUUCUUCCUCUGGGGACCGUCAGGUAGUGGAGUUAUAAAAACCUCAGUAUCUAGGCCAAGUAACAGGAUCAAAACUAGGUGGACGCCGGUUUUCAGUCCAGAGAUACAAGUGAAGUUCGAUAAGAUCACUGCUGUGGCAAAGGGAUUUCUCACUCGUAGACUUCUGCAGACAGAAAAACUGAAACACCUUAAGCAAACUGUGAAAGAUACUAUGGAGUUCAUAAAAAAUUUUCAGUCUGAAGCACCAUUAAAAAGAGGAAGUGUUUCAGCACAAGAUGCAUCCCUACAUGAAAGAGUAAUGGCUCAGCUGCGAGCUGCCCUGUACGACAUCCAUGACAUCUUUUUUACGAUAGAGGCAUCAGAAAGAAUGAAUAUUCUGCGUCAUGAUCGUGAAGUUCGUAAAGAGAAGAUGCUCAGACAAAUGGAUAAAGUAAAGAGCCCAAGAGAUAGAGUGACACUUUCAACAGCUACACAGAAAUCUCUGGACAGGAAAAAGUACAUGAAGGCUUCAGAAAUGGGAAUGCCAAGUAAAAAAAUAAUCAUAAAACAAAAAAAUCCUGAAAGCCGCAUACUUCAACCAAAUCAAGGACAGAAUGCCCCACUUCAUAGACUGCUUUGCAGACAAGGAACCCCUAAGACCUCAAUGAAGGGGGUUGAGCAAAAUAGAAAGAAGGCCUCAGAGAGCAGAGUGUCUAACAAGGCUGUUUCAGGAGCAUAUGCAGGAAGAACCCUAAGAAAGAAGCCAAAUGUUGUGACAAUUUAA